Acanthaster planci (crown-of-thorns starfish) is the source of this 6887-nucleotide messenger RNA. RefSeq names its product phosphatidylinositol 3,4,5-trisphosphate 3-phosphatase and dual-specificity protein phosphatase PTEN-like. Gene Ontology annotation, cellular component: cytosol; nucleus; plasma membrane. Gene Ontology annotation, molecular function: phosphatidylinositol-3,4,5-trisphosphate 3-phosphatase activity; protein tyrosine phosphatase activity. NCBI's taxonomy places the organism in Eukaryota, Metazoa, Echinodermata, Asteroidea, Valvatida, Acanthasteridae. Gene Ontology annotation, biological process: negative regulation of cell population proliferation; protein dephosphorylation; regulation of phosphatidylinositol 3-kinase/protein kinase B signal transduction. The record is from RefSeq and is a predicted model, not a curated record.
UUUUACACUAUUUUCAAUGGAGCUCGAAUUGGUUCAGUGUACCCCUACAUUCUGAGGAUGUCUGUAAGACGUUUGGAGACUAUACCUAUGGGAUGGGAACCAGUCUAAAAAGAGUCUACCCAAAUCAAAUAGCGCCCUCUGUUGUAUUGCCAUACCAUAAAUAGGUUGAUGGAACAACAGACAAUUGAUCGGAAGGCCCCCCCCCUUUCCUUUCACCAUCACUGGAUUCGUCAUCAACCAAUACAUAGGCAAUGUUCUCACAGGCAGGAGUCCUUGGAGUGGAAGCGAAAAAUUGGGGAUUUAUUCUGCGGUGAUCUUUCAACUGUUUCAGGAAAUUCAGGGAUUCCACAAUCACAUGCUUCGUCCUCCCAUUCAAUACUUUUUUUUUAAUGCCAUUUUUGGGGAGGGGACUGAGGCUUUGUUUCGCCACCCCGCCAUUUCUCCACCUUAGUCUAGGAUCUGUCAAGUCCCAUCCUUAUGGUGAACUUCUCUUGAUUAUUUACAGUUAUAAGAAAAAAGUCAUAACGAAUGUUCACUGAAACCGACAGCCAAUUUGCCUACACUAUACUCGCCAGCUACUACAUACGUAGACCACAAUGUCAAUGAUGCAUGAUUUAACGCCCAAAAUUUAGAGCCCCGCGCGCCCCACAUGACGCUCUAGACCACAUGAUGCUAACCGCGAACAUUAACAGUUCGUUGUGUGUAGUUCACUGAACCAUGGUAUCGAUGAGGAGUAUCGAUACUGGGAUAUGCUGUUAUAAAUAGCACACACCGCACCAUACCAGUGUGGCGCAACACCAAACGGGAUAUACGCACGUUGCAGCUUGAGAAACAUGAUAUACAUGAACAUGUAGAUCAACGGACAAGCGUCGACGGUGUGACUUCACAAUCUCACCUUGGUAACUGGACAUCGACACUGAACACGUUCCUAAAGAUCAGACCAUCACAUCAGCUAUCAGGAUGUCACCUACUAUCAAAAUGAAAUAAUUGUCCACCGAAAUCCAGUGUGGUUAUUCACUUGGAAAAAUUACUGCUAACGUGUAGGUGGCAACUUCAUGACAUCACCGCACCCGUAACUACGAAUUGUGUACGCGAACAAGGUGCUUCGCGCUCCUCCACAGUGUGCACUUCCGUGUCGUGGACGGUGGGCCAUCACCAAACUUCAGAAGUUCAGUUCUCUUAGCUGUACGCUUAAUUGUUCACUGGUCAGAAAAAAACUUGUCAGUCCUUGGUGUUUGUGGGCCCGUUGAGUGCCCAAGUGAAGUGACAAACAUGGCUCUUGCGGCUGCCAAGAUACGGGGAAUGGUCAGCAAGAAGAAAAGGCGGUAUGUCGAUGAGAACUUUGAUCUGGACUUGAGUUAUAUCUAUCCCAACAUCAUCGCCAUGGGCUUCCCUGCAGAGAAGCUGGAAGGCGUGUACCGGAACAACAUUGAGACGAUUGUCAGAUUUUUGGAAGAGAGACAUGGUGAACAUUACAAAGUGUACAAUUUGUGCUCUGAGAGGAAUUAUGACGCAUCCAAGUUUUGCAACAGGGUGGCCAACUACCCAUUUGACGACCACAACCCGCCCAGGUUUGAGCUCAUCAAGCCAUUCUGCGAGGAUCUGGACCAGUGGCUGGCAUCGGAGAGCGAUAAGAAUGUGGCAGCGAUACACUGCAAAGCGGGCAAGGGCCGGACGGGCGUGAUGAUCUGUGCCUACAUGCUACACCGGGGAUUGUACAAAACGGCCGAGGAGGCUCAUCAGCAUUACGCAUCAGCAAGGACUAUGAAUGGCAAGGGUGUCACGAUACCGUCGCAGAAGAGAUACGUGGAGUACUACGGUCAGCUCAUCAACCAAGAGCUGGAGUACAAGCCCACAACGCUACUGCUGAGGAAGAUCCACCUGGAGACGAUACCCAUCAUCAGCGGAGGGACGUUCACACCUUCCUUCACCAUCUACCAGCAGAAGGUCAAGAUCUUCACUUCGCCCACCUACGAGAGCGUGAAACGAGGCGUCAAAAGGAAAGAAUUCAGCCUUCCCCAGCCUGUGCCGGUCUGUGGCGACAUCAAGAUUGAAUUCCACCACAGGACCAACAUGAUCAAGAAGGACAAGUUGUUCCACUUCUGGUUCAACACCUUCUUCGUGCCGAGCUGCAAGAACGUGGCCGAGACCAACGGCCUGAGUCAGCAUCUGCCCGAGGAGUGCAACCUGCCAGGGUGCCGCCACACCAUGGUCCUCUCUCUCAAGAAGGACGAACUGGACAAGGCCAACAAGGACAAAACCAACAAGUCUUUCUCCCCAAAUUUCCGGGUUACGUGUGUAUUUAGCGACGUGGUCAGCGACAAAGCGAGACGGACAUCGGCGGACAGUGGUCAGUCGUCUGGCACAGGCAGCGACCACAGUGACACCGAUGACAUCUCAGACACUGACUCCGAGUCAGAGUGGAACCCGGACGAGGUCACCCACGUAUGAUGGCCUUCGUUCAGUUGCCUCACGCCACCCAAAUCGGCUAGAUUGGCGGAUAUACGCCAUUGCAGCAGCAGGGGACCUUGUGGUGCAUGGAGUCUUCAUAAUACAGUAUUCAGCAGGGUGGAAACAGUAAGUUGGGUCCUUGUUUGUAUGCAAUCAUUCCGAAUUACAGCAUCAUCCGAGCAGGCACUGACCAGUGAAGAACGCCCUCCCACCAACUGUGGGGUUAGACAGAUUCUGAAGGGUCAUAACAAAUCACGCUGUAUGUUGCCUGUUUACAGAUAUUUGAUUUACGCAUUUCCAAUCUUUUGUGUCAGGCCUGAAAGUUUUAAAGAUUUUUAAAUGAAAAGCGAAUUUGCCUAUUCAGCUGUGUCCAAAAUUGACUCAUUCCGAUACUGUCGCCUAUUCAGAAACAAGGCUUUUUGUGGACCAACAUUUUUGGUUUUUGUUUUUUACAAUCUGUCACGUCGUACUUACAUUUCUUGUUUGCUUUUUAAAGCAAGGAGGUCCUCCAAAAAUUCUUAGUGACUCAAUUACCUGUUGAUUCCGUACUAAAAGGGCACUACGCGGUGUUCACUUCUAAUGUGUAUGGCUUCUUGCGUUUGGCUCAGAGUGGUUUCCUCUGGCUCACAUGGGCUUCAUUGUUUUGAUGGGCUGUAUGCCUCAUUUAGAGUCAGUGCAUUGAUACAAAGUCAGAAGUCAUUCUAGCUUGGAGCCUUCGGAAUCCUCUGAACUUGCCACUGUGUUACAAAACAAUUCUGCUUGUUCCAUGCCCUCAAAAUCCAGCCAAACUCUCUUUUAGGAUUUCAAAGGAUCAGGGAAGGUGAGAGUAUGACGUUUGGUUCUUUGUUGUCUCUGCGACUUUUUUAAAGAAAACAAAUUUGUCUCAGUUUAUGGGGAUAUUCCCCUUCGCUCUAAACUCUGCUUAUGACUGUUAUAGCCCUUGUGUACACUGCCCUCGUAGUUUCCACAUCUAAACAGCAGAAGUGGAAGAGAGUUAUUCCAGAUAUGAUACUGUUCCAUUCCCCGACUGCGAGCCAGAGCACUCAAGGGUGCUGGUCACCCUACGCACGGGUGUCUCCCUUUGAAGCGGCAUUUCACUCUCACAGCAAUCCAGAGAAUAUUCCUUCAGCGCUAAGCUCAGUGACUUCGCUUCAACAUGACUACUCGUCUCUGUGGACUCUUUUAAGGUUGCCUCGUCUUUGAGUGUCCCCAGAGAUUGCAGGUGUAGACCGUGGGGUGGACAGUCCUGAGAGAAUGGUGUGUUUAUUUGAUUCACAAUAGGGCGCCUCCAAGAGUCUGCAACGCAUUGACCACUCACAAUGCGCGAAGUCUGUUUACCCAAUGCACAUUUGGAAAGGGUUGACAGAUUUCGCGCAGUGUGAUUGGCCAAUGCGUAACAAACUCACGAAUGAAACCGUUUGUCAUAGCUCUGGUGUUGUUCACCGAAAACUUGGGUUUUGAGGGGGACUUCCGACACGUUGCUCUGACAGCAAAGGUGUUUCCGAACUGAUGUUUUAAUUAUUGUUAUUGUGAUGUCCUGUCUCUGCUGCGAAAAUGAUACAAUUAGCUGUGGCCCGGAAAAAAAAGCCGUGCAUUAGUUGAAUUACCUAGUUAGCCGUUUGAUCUUGUGUUUUGGACGCGAUUGUAUGAUCUGAAAUGUGAAGAGGUACCACAUCGUCUUCUCCUGAAAUUGUAAUAUGUUUUGUUGAUUCUGUCUGGGGCCCUUUCCUUUCUUUUACACAACCAUUGUUUUCUCCGAUUUUUGGGAGGACAUUUUUUUAAUCUACUUCUGGGGGAUGGGAAAUCAAUUUAGAUAAAUAACGUACCCAAAGAUAUGCAAUUUUUAAACAUGCCAGGUCAUGACAAAUAUGGGUGCUUAAAUACAUUUAGACAGCUGAAACCCACUCAGCUGGAAGUGGGAUUCAGAGACUUAAAGAAGUGCACAAUUUCUGAUGUCAGGUCACCAUGGAAACAGCACUCUACCCACUCCUCCCACCGAAUGCUCAAAUCAUAAGUUGUUCAUGGUAAAGACCAGACAUCUUACAAAACCGUCUUUUGUAGCAUUACAGUUUUGGGCCAAAAAGUGCAAAAACUAUAAAAUGGUUGGUGCAAAUGAAACUGAACACAAUGACAAGGAAUUAUGUAACAUUAAGGAGUUAAGAGAACCCACCCGGAUGCUUGUGGGCAUUGGUGCUAUAUAGUAAUGUGGCAAAUGAUAUAUAGGCCUAUCUUGAUCUGUAUACAUACACGUGUAUUUAUGUAGUUGCUGUUUUUCUAUGCGAAAGUGAAAGCUCUUCAUGAUUUUAUUAAGAAAUAUCUUCCAAGUUUGUCAGAGAUGUGAUGUUUCUGUAUCUUAAAAUUGUUGUAACAAAGUUUAUUUUCAGAAUUCUGGAAACCUUACUUACUUGGAUUUGUUGACACCUGUUUAUGCAUUUGUCAUAAGGAAAAGAAAGACAGUUGGAGUGGGCAGAUCCAGAGUAGGAAUACAAGGAGAGGCACACAGUGAAUGGGCAGCACAGAGCCACUGAUCACAAACCUGAUCGUUUUUCUCAAAGCUUGAAAAAGUUACAUGUGCCAAAAGAUAAUGAAGGGAUGUGCUCCUUCCAAAUCCCCUACCUAUUUAGGGAUCUGCGUGGAAUCCAAAAAAAGCAAACAAAACGUGAGUGUCAAAACAGCAAAACGUGCUGCACUAACCACUUUACACCACUUGCAUUUCCUGUGAUAUCAGCAUUGGUACAAACUGGUAACUUUCUGUAAGAGUAACCAUUUCAGCAUGUUCAUUUGACGACAAAGCAAACAUUUUCUGUCUUCUGGAAGGGCGGUGUUGCAGUCGAGUACGUUUCCAUGGUAACAAGUAUCAGUUUUCUGGCAUGAGUGAAUUUCAUGGAAAAUGUUUCUUACAAGCACCGAUGCGAGUGUGAUUCCAUUUUCUUGAGUACGAGUUUGAGUUCCAAAAACCCAAGUACUCGAGUACAAGCGUGAGCACUAUACCGACACUGUGGAGUAAUUGUGAAGAUGCACUAGUUUGUCACUGUCCUUGUCAUCACCCUCUGUGACUGUCUGAAAUGCACACCCAAAAGAAACAUUGGAGGUUGUGCCAGGUUUAAGAAGAUUAAGAUGCUAUUUUUAUGGUUGUAAAUUGAAUGUUUUGUUUUAGGUUAAAAGGGAAAACCCGAAGAAAAAAGUAUUAAAUAUGGUAAUCGGAGGUGUCAGUUGUAAAUAGAGGUGUAUUUUUUGUCGCACCAUUUGUAUAUGUAUGUAUAAAUGAAUAUUUAUCAAGCGUUCCAGAAAUUGGUUACAACGUCUUUUAAAUACCAUUGUCUAAACGUUUUUUAUUGAGACACACUUAAAAGACGCGAAGUUCUUGAACUGGUGCGGUAUUUUUAUGACCAGUUUUCCGAGAAUGAAAACUUUCGGAAAUUAACUUGCCACGAAGAUAAACUCCAAUUUAGAUUUCUCAAAUCAGAGUUUCGGAUCGGGCAGAACCCAACCAUAAAACACUGCAGAUUUGGGGAGAAUGUUUGGUUUGUUUUUAUUUAUCUAUCUAUUGUUAUUUUUAUUGGAGAAUAUCUGUGUUAAAUUGUUUCAAAUUGUAAUCACUGGACGUUCAUGCAGGAUUCUGCCCGUGGUUUUGAAAACAGGGAAGUCACAGAACAAUGGUUCUUCUUUCAUCAAAAAAAUUUGACGUGAAGUUUACGUCAGUGAUUUGUUUGAUAAAAAAUUUCAUUAAUUGGGUUCUUAACACUAAUGAAUUUGACGAAAAAUUGAGAGCGGGCCCAAAAAAAAGCCUAGGAGUGACUGGUAGACUUAACGGCAAGCGUACCGGUCCUACCUGACCGAUCCGCUAGACAUCUUAGAAGUCGCCCAUUAAAAGCAGAGUAGGCCUUAUCCGUCAGGUACUUUGUCUGUGAAACUUCUCAAUGGAAAGUUCGGAGCGAAUCCACUCAAAAGAUUGUAGUCAAUUGAGUUCUUCUUUUUCCCGGAGUGCCCAAAAACCCGUCAUAUUAAUUUCUAAAUUCGGUGUUCGUCCGACAUGCAUCAUGGCAGUCUUUGUCGCACCACCUUACAUUAAGACUCCAAAUUGAUACGUUUUGAUUCUCGGUAAUUAGUCAAAUGUCUCUCUGAAUUGUAACAGAGCCAAAUCUAAGAUUGUUUUAGGGUCCAGACCUGGUCAAGAAAAAUUUACGGAGAAUAUCUCUGCAGGGAGAGUGAAGUAUGGAAGUAGAUUCCUGAACAGUGCUGCUUUUUGCGACUGUGCUUCCAGUGACAACAGUCAACCAACUCAUUUCCAGUAAAUUGCUGUUUGUUUACCCACAAUGUAAUUUUUUCCAGAAAACAUUGAAAUCGAAAAGUUUAUUAAAGUUGAUGCCAUUUGUGUAUUAUAUUUUGUUGGAAAAUAAACAGUUUAGGUAGGUGAUCGGCGUGUAUUGUCUUUA